AUGGGCGGCCUACGCAUUCGCAAGAACAUCCGGGACCUGAAGCCCACGGAAAUGGACAACCUGAUCCGGGCCUUCCACCACAUCAUGAACGUGCUCCCUGUCACCGACAACAACUCGUACUGGAAGCUCGCCGGCUACCACGGCGUGCCAGCACCCUUCUACUGCUACCACGGCGUCGUGCUCUUCCCGACUUGGCACCGUGCGUACCUCCUGCAGCUCGAGAAUGCCCUGCGCAGCGCUCCUGGCUGUGGCAACGACGUAACCAUGCCGUACUGGGACGAGAUCGCCGCCAUCAACCAGACCGAGGGCCUCCCUAAGAUCUUCACCACCAAGGAGUACCGCUACUCUUACGGCAAGGGGUCGAUCCCGAACCCGCUCUUCUCGUACAAGUUUGGCGCGGGCGUCGACGACCGGGGCGACAUGGAGCACGGCGUCAACGACCCGUCCCGGUACAGCAAGCACAAGGGCUACAGCACGGUGCGCUACCCGUACUCGGGCCUCGUGGGGCUCGCCGAAGACCGGGAGCGCACGGUCAAGCACAACUCGGACGUCGACGGCAAGGGCGACACGCACGCGGUCGACGCGCCCAACUACACCGUCUUCUCCAACACCACCUCGGCCGACGCGUACAACGAGACGCACAAGGACAGCCAGGCGGAGCCGACGGCCGUGUCGCUCGAGGCGCCGCACAACGCGAUCCACAUGGCCGUCGGCGGGUGGGAGGUGCCCGGGCGCAGCGAGAAGGAGGGCACGCCCAACGUGUACCCGGACGCCAACGGCGACAUGGGCGAGAACGAGACGGCCGCGUUCGACCCCUUGUUCUGGUUCCACCACGCGUGGACGGACCGCACGUUCUGGGAGUGGCAGAUGCUGCACGGUGCGACCGACAGGCUCGAGUUCGUCAAGGGUGAUCCGGGCACCAAGAACCCCGUCGAGGGCCAGCCGGAUCUCACGGUCGACUCGCCGCUUACGCCGUUCAAGUAUGGUCUCGGAACUAGGAAUGAGAGGGCCAUGACUACGAAGGACGUCGUCAACAUCAAAACCCUCGGGUACGACUACGCAGGCCUCGACCGCCCCCGCGCAGCCCUCCCGCCCAAGGACGAGGGCUUCAAGCUGAGCGUCAUGGGCAUCAACCGUGCCGUGAUCCCAGGCGGCUUCAUGGUGACGCUCUGGAGCCUGGACACGAACGGGCAAGAGCGCCUGCUGCACAUUGAGCUCUUCCUGGGCCGCUGGAAGAAGGAGGCCUGCGACAACUGCAUGAACCACCUCAUGGCCAACACUUUCUUGCAGCUGCCCAAGAUGCCCACCGCGGACGACUUGAGCCGGGCUGGUGGUGGCAGCGGCGGCAGUGGCGAGGGCGGGAUCGUGCUGCCGACGUUUUAUGCCAAGAUGCAUACGCGCGACGCGCCAGGUGGGAAGAAGCUGGAUAUCGGCGUUGGUAUUUCUUGUCUCUCUCGGGAACUGCGUGCAUUUGGAGACAUGGCGGUCCGUGGGUUUGGCCUCUGA
This is a messenger RNA of Microdochium trichocladiopsis, 1506 nucleotides long. RefSeq lists its product as uncharacterized. Lineage: Eukaryota; Fungi; Ascomycota; Sordariomycetes; Xylariales; Microdochiaceae. The record is from RefSeq and is a predicted model, not a curated record. The transcript is spliced from 3 exons. Gene Ontology annotation, molecular function: oxidoreductase activity. Bases 1 to 1506 code for a protein of 501 amino acids.